UCUCGAUUAUGAUGAAUGGCACACCUUUGGGUUUCUUUGGGUCCUCUCGCGGUCUCCUUCAAGGUGAUCCGCUUUCCCCGCUGCUACGUGUUCUGUGUACUGAGGGGUUUGCGGCUCUUCUCCGGAAAGCAAAUUCAAAGAGGAAAUUAGCAGGGGUAAAAGUUGCCCCUCGUGCCCCACGGAUCUCACAUCUGUUUUUUGCAGAUGAAUCAUACCUGUUCCUCAGAUGAUCUUUACAGGAAUGUGAAAAUUUAAAUGAGGUUUUGAAUGAGUAUGAGGAGCUCACUGGACAACGAGUGAAUUUGGAUAAGUCGGUUGUUUGCUUUAGCAAGAAUAUCUCUCCGCCGGAUCAAGAGUUCCUCGCUCAAAUCCUUGGGGUAGGUGCUGUAGGGGUCCAGAUAAGUACCUAGGACUGCCCACUUUGGUAGCUCAGUCAAAAAUGGCUACGUUCAGGUUCUUGGAGGAGAAAUUGAUAAGUAGACUUCAGAGGUGGAAACAACGGACUCUGUCACUAGCAGCUAAGGAGACACUGAUUAAAUCAGUUGCCUCAGCUUUCCCACUUUGUGUCAUGUUUUAAACUUCCCCUAUCUCUUUGUCGAUUAUUGGAUAAACACGUUGCCAGGUUCUGGUGGGGCGUAGAGGUCGGUCAUUCCCGGAUUCGGUGGAUGUCCUGGCGUAAUAUGUCUCACAGUAAACAUGAUGGAGGCAUGGAGUUUCACCGUUUUGAGCAUUUUAACUAGGCCCUUUUGGCUAAAAUUGGGUGUCGUAUCCUCAAAAUGAGCCCCAUUCGCUGUUAGCUCAAGUUUACACGAGGAAGUACUUUCCUAAUGGUACCUUCUUAGAUGCAACCCCUCGCUCGCGACCAUCUUAGGGAUGACAAAGUGUCUUGUAUGGUAGACAGUUACUUUUGAAGGGUCUUAGAUGGCAUAUUGGAAAUGGGUAGUAUGCUCCCUUUCUCAACUCCACCUGGGUACCAGGUCUACAUCCUCAGCCUCCGGUUUAUAAUCCACUAAUUCUCCCUGAGUUGAAAACCUGAAGGUGGUGGAGGUAAUAUCUCCAGGGGAGGGUAGAUGGUGUGAGACAAAACUUGCCUAAUGUUUUGACCCGGAAACCUCUCGUACCAUUAGGAGAAUCCCACUCCCUUGGCAAGAUGUUGAAGAUCGGCUGGGCUGGCAUGAAACCUGUGAUGGAGUAUUCACCGUCAAAUCAGCCUAUCAUCUUGCUGUUUUGGUGGAGAAGCAAACUUGUAGAUGGCGGUCCAUGGUUAGCUAGAUGGAUAAAUCUAGUUGGAUUUGCCUAUGCAAAGCUCAUAUCCCACCUGAACUUAAGGUGUUUAUUUGGCAAAUAUUUAACCAUAUUCUCUCGACCACGGAAGCCCUUAUCGAGAGGGAUGUUCCGAUGCUACCUAGGUGCCUGGUUUGUUGGGCAGAGUCUGAGACAUUGGAACAUUUGUUUCUGGAUUGUCCAGUAGCCAGAGCACUUUGGGAUCACUCGGGACUUGAUUAUUUAGGGCAAGGGUUGCCUCGUCAUACUUUUCCCUCUUUCUGAAGUGUGUUAUGAGCCUCAUUCAUCGUGCUCCUGCUUUCAUGGCCGUUGUGGCAGUUCUCUGGCGAAUAUGGAAGUCCUGAAAUUGGGUUGUCUUUGAGGCAAACAAUUUUGGGAUCCAAGUUUUAAUGUGGCAGUUUCAUUAGCAAUAUCAGGAAUGGGUCAGUCUCCACGUUGCUCAUAUGGUCCGAUCCUCGAGGGAUCAAGCGGGACAACAAGGUGGGGGGCCCAUUUGGCUGUCUGCAUGUGGGAUGGAGCGACUAGGAGUGGGUCUCAUUCGGCAGACAUUAUUCUUAUUAAGGAUCAAGGGGGAGAGUCCUUGUGGUCAAAGGAGUACAGUUUCCUUAUAUUGAUGACUCGGGAGACAAUUCUCUGGUGUCUGGAGCUGGGAUUCACGGAGAUGAGAUUUGAAGGGGAUGCCAAGGUUGUUAUUGAUAAAGUUAAUCAGGCGGAUACCUGUGACAGCAAAGUGGGGAGUGUCCUUGAAUAAGUUGUUCGUCUGAUUGCAAGUCAUGAGGCUUUUCAUGUGCGAUUUGUAGGUCGGCGUAAUAAUAGGGUAGCUCAUUUAGUGACUCGUAAAGUUCUUUCUUUGUAUCCGACUAUGUGUCGCUAUUUUAACUUUCGAACCUGAUUAAAUUUCAGGAUGUACU
Linum trigynum is the source of this 2195-nucleotide messenger RNA. NCBI's taxonomy places the organism in Eukaryota, Viridiplantae, Streptophyta, Magnoliopsida, Malpighiales, Linaceae. The record is from the annotation of a GenBank genome assembly.